ACAUUUUGUAUGUUAGUUUGUGAAAUAUACCAGGGCAUGAAAGACGCGACACACACAAAUUUUUUUUGCAUCAAUUAAUACCAUGGAAACAAAUAGCAACGAAGGCGCUACAACGGUUGAUUCCGCCAUAAAUAUGGAUCCAUCGGAAAAAAAUAUGAAAACGGACGAUGAAUUUUACGAUGAUUCGGCACAAGGGUCUGAAUUUGAUAAUGCCGAAAAUGAUGAGGGUUUCGAACAACGUUUUCAAUCAGUCAAUCGUGGUGGAUUCAGAGGCCGAUAUCAAGGAAAUCCCGGUGCAAUAUCGCCGCGAUUCAGAGGUCGAGGAUUUGCACCAAAUCAAAUGGGUCAACAAAUACGUGGCCGUGGCGGACCACAAUUCUUUCGCGGCAAUCGUGCGGGUGCACCAAGAUUUCAGAAUUCCGGUAACUUUGAUCCAAAUUGGAAUAAUGGACCACAAAUGUAUGGCAAUAAUUCACACAUGGGUUUCGGAAAUCAACAAAAUGACCAGUCAAAUGCACCAUUUCAUCAGAGAAAUAAUUUCAAUCAAGUUGAAUUAUGGGUCGAGACUAAAACCGAUGAAGGCAAAUCGUACUAUUAUAAUGCAAUAAGUCGUGAAACAACGUGGACACGUCCAGAAGGCCAAUUUGUAAAAAUAAUGGGUCAGAGCGAAGUUGAAGCAAUGCAAGCAGCCAAAAUGCAACAACAACAACAGGCACCACAAGAUCAACAAAAGGCUGAUGCUCAAUCGGCUGCAUCGAAUCCAUCAGAAAGUGUACCGGUCACGGGUGAAAGUCAAUCAAAUGCUGAAAAUACCGAACCAACAGAGAGUGUUCAAUUAAAUGGUGAAAAUAAAACUGAAUCGAAUGGAAAUGUGGACGCAUCGGCUGGAUCAAAUCCAGCCACAAAUGAACCAGCUAAAAUCGAUGCACCCACGUCAAAUCAGCCGGCAUCACAACCUUCACCAGCACAGAAUCACCAAAAUACCGCUCAGCCAUUGAUGAAUAUGCCAAUGCAAAAUCAAGCACCGCCAGCACAAAUGCAAACACAAUUCAAUACACCGCCACCGUUCGGAUUCGGUAUGCCACCGCCAAAUUAUAUGUAUCCACCGAAUCCAUGGUCAAUGCCCUGGCAACAGCCAAUGCCACAAAUGGGAAACGAUAAAUCACGAAUCGAUCCACAGAUAAUGGCACGUGCAGCAGAAUGGAGUGAACAUCGAGCUCCCGACGGUCGACCAUAUUAUUAUCAUGCCAUUCGGGGUGAAAGCGUGUGGGAAAAACCGCAAGCAUUAAAAGACUUAGAAGCUGCUCGCAUGACUGGUCAUCCACAACCAUUCCCGCCUAUGGGUGCACCAGGAAUGAUGCCACCGAUUGUAAAUCCAUCAAUGCAUCCACAACAAAUUGUCUCGAAUGUGCCAUUUGAUGCAAUGAAUUUUAAAUCUGAUAAGAAACCUGACGAAAGCGAAGAGUCAAAAAUGGAAAAGAAGAAGAAAGAAGAAGCGGCCGCUAAAAAGAAGAAAGAAGACGAAGAAAAAGCCAAACAAACAUCAACUAAACCGCAAGACAAGAGUCGACCAAUAUCAUCGACACCAAUAGCGGGCACACCUUGGUGCGUUGUAUGGACUGGUGAUGGUCGUGUUUUUUUCUACAAUCCAUCAACACGAACAUCGGUAUGGGAACGACCAGAAGACCUAGUUGGCAGAGCCGAUGUUGACAAAGCUGUAGCAGCGACUCCAGCUAACGCACCUAACGCAGCGGCAGCAACAACAGCUGCAGCAACCACUGCAGAAGAUACAACAAUAGCAACAAAGCGUUCCGAAUCCGAGUCGAGUACCGAAAACGAGGUACCAAAUAAAAAGCCUAAAUUAGCUGAAACAUCGUUAGAAAGUACAAAUACGCCACCAACCACUGCCGUACCGGCUACAGCGACCCCGACAAAACCGGUCACUGACAAAAAGAACGAUAUGGGCAAAGAGGCGGCCAUCGAAGCUGAAGUUCGUGCUGCCCGAGAACGUGCACUUGUACCACUUGAAACACGUGUUAAACAAUUCAAAGAUAUGUUAAAAGAAAAAGAUGUAUCUGCCUUUAGUACUUGGGAAAAAGAAUUGCAUAAAAUUGUUUUUGAUCCACGUUAUUUGCUCUUAACGUCUCGUGAACGAAAACAAGUAUUUGAAAAAUAUGUCAAGGAACGGGCCGAAGAAGAACGACGCGAAAAGAGAAAUAAAAUGAGACAGAAACGUGAUGAUUUCCGUUCACUUAUGGAAUCGGCAAAUCUCCAUGGAAAAUCAUCGUUUUCUGAUUUCGCGCAGAAGUUUGGCAAAGAUGAACGUUUCAAGGGCAUAGAGAAGAUGCGUGAUCGCGAAUCAAUAUUCAACGAAUUCAUUUUGGAAGUGCGUCGUCGCGAAAAAGAUGAAAAAAUCCAGAAGAAAGAAACGAUUCGUAAGGAUUUUCUAGCAUUGUUGCGGGAAUGCAGUGAAAUAACGCGUCACAGCCGUUGGGCGGAUGUAAAGAAGCUCAUCGAUGGCGACAAAAGGUAUCGAGCUGUUGAAAGUUCCUUGUUACGUGAGGACUAUUUUCAUGAUCACUGCAAAAUCUUGAAGGAAGAAAAGCGAAAGCAGAAGGAGAAAGAACGUGAUCGCAAAGACAAAAAGGAUCGAGAAAAGGACAAGGAAAAGGAAAAGGAUAAAGACAAGCAUCGCGAUAAGGAUCGUCGUGAAAAAGGUAAAGAAGAAAAAGGUAAAAAACAAAAUACCAGCAAAGAUGAGGAAAAAGCCAGUCGUAACGAAUCUGACAAAGACGAUCAGGAGGAUGGUGAACAUCAAUCGUCAACGUCAGAAGAUGAAUCGGACAAACAUCAGAAGGAGCGUGACCGGCAAAUGCGUGCAAUUGUGGAACGUGAGAAGGAGGUGCAACAACAAUUGGCCGGCCACAUGCGAAAUUUGCACAAGGAACGUGAACAUCACAAACGUGACGAAGCAAUUCGACAUUUUAAUGCGUUGCUUGCCGAUUUGGUGCGUAAUCCAGAUCUCACGUGGAAAGAGGUAAAAAAACUAUUGCGUAAAGAUAGUCGUUGGGAAUCCGUUGAACAGCUGGAUCGUGAGAAUCGCGAACGUAUUUUCAACGAUCACAUCUUUCAAUUGGGUGAAAAGAAACGUGACAAAUUCCGUGAAAUGCUUGAUGAACUCACAUUGGAUUUGACCGCAUCAUGGAAAGAUGUAAAGAAGCAAAUUCGUGACGAUCCACGCUACUUAAAGUAUAACAGUAGUGAAAAAUGUGAACGUGAAUUCAGGGAAUACGUACGCGAUAAGACAACCGAAGCCAAAAAUGCAUUCAAAGAACUGCUACAGGAAUGCAAAUUAAUUACGUACAAAAGUUUUGAAACAGUCAAGGAAAAUCCACUGCAUCUUAAGGAAAUUGAAGACAUUUUGAAAAAUGAUAAACGGUUUCUAACAUUGGAUCAUAUUCAAUACGACCGUUCGCAUAUUUUGAUGAACUACUUAGAAGAAUUGCAUAAACGUGGCCCGCCUCCACCGCCGACGGCCUCAGAUUCCAGCAGACGAAAAUAAUCCUUGUGAAACUCCAAUGGUAUCUUUAAUUAAUUAUAUCGCCACAAAUGAGAGGCAUGCUGUUUAUGAACAAAGUCAUAAUUUGAUAGCCGUGCACCGUCUCUUGAAAUUUGAUCUCGU
Messenger RNA from Contarinia nasturtii (swede midge), 3682 nucleotides. Its product is annotated as transcription elongation regulator 1. Gene Ontology annotation, cellular component: nucleus. The coding region runs from base 83 to 3562 and encodes 1159 amino acids. Lineage: Eukaryota; Metazoa; Arthropoda; Insecta; Diptera; Cecidomyiidae. The record is from RefSeq and is a predicted model, not a curated record. The transcript has 13 exons. Gene Ontology annotation, molecular function: RNA polymerase binding; transcription coregulator activity.